AUGAGUGGCCCCUGCCUGGGGCUGCGCAGGGCCGGGGUCCUGCUGUCCCUGGGCGCCGCCGCGCUCCUGCUGCUGCUGCUGCCGCGGGGGCAGCGCCCGCCCGCGCCCCGCGCCCCGCCUGCCGCCGGGCCCAGCACCGCCUCGCCGCACCGGCCGGGCCCUGCAGGCUCUAGCGGGCCCGGCCGAGGCCUCGUGGGCAGCCCGCAGCCUGCGCGCAGGGGCCGCCCCGGCGCUGCCGCGGGCCCUGCCAGGGAGGCGCUGGAGCUGAAGGAUAUCUUCAUCGCGGUGAAGACCACGAGGAAGUACCACAAGAGCCGGCUGGACUUGCUCCUCCAAACCUGGAUCUCCCAGGCGCGGGGACAGACAUUUAUAUUCACAGACUGGGAGGAUCAGGAGCUACGCCUGAAAGCAGGGGAUCAUAUGAUCAACACCAACUGUUCUGCUGUCCAUACUCGGCAAGCUCUCUGCUGCAAGAUGUCUGUGGAAUAUGAUAAAUUCUUGGAAUCUGGGCAAAAAUGGUUUUGCCAUGUGGACGAUGACAACUAUGUGAACCCUCGGACUCUCCUGCAUCUCCUGUCUGCCUUCUCACACAGCCAGGAUGUCUACGUGGGGCGACCGAGUCUAGACCAUCCCAUCGAAGCAGCUGACCACGUCCAAAGUGAUGGAUCAAAGACAACCGUGAAAUUCUGGUUUGCCACAGGUGGAGCAGGGUUCUGUAUCAGCAGAGGUCUUGCCUUGAAGAUGAGUCCCUGGGCCAGCCUGGGCAACUUCAUCAGUACUGCAGAAAGGGUGCGUCUCCCUGAUGACUGCACCAUUGGCUACAUCAUUGAAGGGCUGCUGGAGGUAAAGCUGCUGCACAGCCCCUUGUUCCAUUCCCACCUGGAAAAUCUGCAGAGACUACAAGGCGAGUCUGUGUUGCAGCAGGUAACCUUGAGUUACGGGGACCCUGAGAACAAACACAAUGUUGUGAGUGUGGGAGGAGUGUUUGGCCUUCAGCAAGAUCCAACCCGGUUUAAAUCUGUCCAUUGUCUGCUUUAUCCUGAUACUAUUUGGUGCCCUGCUAAGAAGAUGUCAUAAUUCUUGACCAGCCACUGACACCUGUAUAUUACCUAGUUUGCAGGAGUUGUGGUGGACUUUUUUGGUGGUUUUAUUAUUCUUCUGGGAGACAACCAGUGUUACCUACAAAGGAGAUAGACAGACUAUUUAGAAAAGCAAUAAGGUGUGGUUUGUUCAGCUGCAGCGUGGAACGUUCCAGGAAGAAUCUUUGUUCUUUUGUCCGGUGGUUUUCCGUAAGAUGACCACAGUGCUGUGUGUACAAGUCACUUUACACUUUCUUCUGAUGUCAUGUGAACUUGUGCUUGGGCACAUCUGAGGCAAAUGCAGUACUGGGAGUGAGACCCUUCUUACUGCCCUUAGGGGCUUUUAGAAACCAUUGUCUUGAAGCUGGAGCGCUAGAGCAGUCUGUAGUCCCCAUGGUGACAAGAGAGGGGAAGUUUUCACUGGUCUUUCUUGGGAACAGAAUUUUUAAGGAGCUUCUUUGGCCUGCCAGAUCAAAACUCCACCCGUGGGCCAGAAUAGGGUCUGUUCUUAGAUACAGAAAUCCUGGAAAAUCACUAAGGUAAACAAGGCUGAAAGCCCUUGUAAUGAGCAAACUCUGUGUAAGGGUAAGCUUACUGAGGACUGGAUAAGAGUUGCUUACAGUGCACAUCCUCCCCUGUUGUCCAUGUGUGCCUCCUGUGGAGGUGAUUGUCAGACCUGGCUCGCCUGCCAACUGAACUGCAGUGGCUGAUGAUUAUGAUGGUGGUCUGCCAGGUCUGAGACUAUUCCCUUGAUGUUUGAUACUGAAGAAAUAUUUGCCAGACAAGAUGGUAAUUGUUUCUGCCACAUUGCCUAUAGUUGGUCACGUGAGCUGGCACAGCUUGGGCUGCCAAAACACGCCCUGUUUCUGAAGCUGUCUGAGGGAGGAGAAAUGCUAGAUAGCUGCAAUGUGCUGAGGAAGGUCUUGAUGGUGUCAUUUGAGGACCUUUAAUUGUAUGACCAUGGUUACUCCAGCUUCUUCAGAUAAUCUUCCAAUUAACAUAAGGUCAAGGUCAGUUCUUACUUUUAUUCCUUAAAGUUUUGAUAAAUAGUUCAUCCAGUCACUUAAAGGAGCACAUUAUGAAUGUGCUCAUUCACACGGAGGCAGAAGUUCAGUGCUGUAGCAGUAUCAUCUACUGCUGCUUUUUAAAGAAAGUAAACAGUUUUGAAAGUGCAAGGAAUGGUGCUCCAUAUGUUUACUUUCCUGUUAGCCCAGACUUUGGCCAUGUGCAAUCCCCACCUGACCUGAAGAACAGCAUGAAAAAUGACUUUGCAAAAUCACUGUUCAUUCUUCCAAACUCUUCAGAAAAAUACUUACUGGUUUAGUGCUAGAGUCUAAGGCUGAAUUAAGGGGAGAAUAAUGGAAUUACAGUGUAUGAUGUGGAACUAUGAUUGCUGGCUAGAAUGCAGACCUAGCAGAAGUUUCAGAUUUCUAAACAGCUGUGCUCAGCUGUACUGUGGGCUUCAGCUAGUUACUGAACUUCCUGGCAAAUGCCUGCAGUGUAUUUUAUGAUGCCAUUUAGCAAAGGUGUCAGCCUUCUGAAAUAUACUGUUUCCUGCAUUCUGCUUUGUAACACAAAACUUUCAGCGUUUACCUCAGUACUUUGUCCUCUUUGCAUGUUCUACUCAGUUCUACUGAGGAGGAAACAAGCUGACUUCUGUUACAGUCCUGCAAUUCCUUCCUGUAUUUUUCUUUUCUCUCAUAUGUCUAAGGUGACAGGUAUGGGAAUAAGAAUGCUGCAGGGAAUUGGCUCAAAAUCCAGCCAGCACAGUGACUGUUCCAUAACGGGCUGUCAGUGUUACAGGUGUGCCUGGCACAGAAAACAGAGGAGGACUUGAGGAACAGUAGGCUCUGCCUCCUUAUUAGAUCUUCUGCUGGCUAGAACUGAGGCACCCUGUGGUUUAAUGAUUGGUCAUUAAUAGCUCUGGAGAUUCCUGGUAUCUAUAUAAUUUUUUAAAAACACUUGUUAGGUUCUUGUUUUUAACCUCCUGUAGCAGAAAAAUGAAACUUCAUGAGCUCUUGAGGCAAUUUUGUCUUCGAGCACUGAUUCUGAACUCUUCUGUUGGAGCUUUUCUUCCCCUUGCACUGGAAGCAGCCUCUUGUAAGAUAACACAGACAGCAUGGACUGGGCGGCAGUUGUAUGGCAAACUGCAGUUAAAAAAUUACAACACUUCAUACUGAUGGCAGCAAAACUAAGUAGAAGUUUCACAUUGUGGUCACUGGUCAACCUAAAAUAGGUGUGCCAAAGAGGCGGUGCCCUCGAAGUGGGGAGGGUGUUUAUGGAACUUAAAAGGACCAUGUUCUCCUGCAAGGCAAUAGGGAACUGUUCGGUGUGUUCAGGCUCCUUCCAUGGUUUCUUGUGUUGAGAAUACAGUAAGCUGUGUGGAUCUAUCAGGAUGCAGCUUUUUAAAAAAACCUACUUUUUCAUACAUAAAGUGAUUCUACAAAAUAAAUAUUUAAAUAUGUCAAA
This is a messenger RNA of Neopelma chrysocephalum (saffron-crested tyrant-manakin), 3548 nucleotides long. RefSeq names its product RFNG O-fucosylpeptide 3-beta-N-acetylglucosaminyltransferase (gene RFNG). The coding region runs from base 1 to 1077 and encodes 358 amino acids. Gene Ontology annotation, molecular function: O-fucosylpeptide 3-beta-N-acetylglucosaminyltransferase activity. The transcript is spliced from 8 exons. The record is from RefSeq and is a predicted model, not a curated record. NCBI's taxonomy places the organism in Eukaryota, Metazoa, Chordata, Aves, Passeriformes, Pipridae. Gene Ontology annotation, biological process: pattern specification process; regulation of Notch signaling pathway. Gene Ontology annotation, cellular component: Golgi membrane.